This is a messenger RNA of Notolabrus celidotus (New Zealand spotty), 8013 nucleotides long. It is a transcript of the gene arhgap32b, whose product is annotated as Rho GTPase activating protein 32b. Gene Ontology annotation, cellular component: actin cytoskeleton; Golgi apparatus; nucleoplasm. The record is from RefSeq and is a predicted model, not a curated record. NCBI's taxonomy places the organism in Eukaryota, Metazoa, Chordata, Actinopteri, Labriformes, Labridae. Gene Ontology annotation, molecular function: GTPase activator activity; protein binding; phosphatidylinositol phosphate binding. The transcript has 25 exons. Gene Ontology annotation, biological process: small GTPase-mediated signal transduction. The coding region runs from base 549 to 6569 and encodes 2006 amino acids.
ACGCAGCACAGUGAUAGCGCUGCUCCUCUGCUCCAGUCAGGAUCAGGAUUCACUCCGUGGUGUGCUCUUUAUUGAGUUACUCACACCGGAGAACCUCUCUACAAGUUUUAACCGGGAAACAGCAUCCUGUUACUCAUGAGAAACGCCACAUUAGUCGGAUAGUCGCUUCGAAAGGGACUGAGUUUGUAAAGGACGAGAUUGGUCUUUAUUCGAACCCCAGAGAAGAGGAGAAGAGACCCACUGACUGCACGCUGACUGAGAGCCGUGCCGUCCCGGGGGAGCGUUUUUGUUUGGGGUUAACCUCACUGUGAAUACCACUGGCGCCGUUUUUUCUUCAGCCUGGAGAGCUUUUUGAGAAAUCUAUCAAAUACUUCCAGCCUGACGUGUUUGAGUCUGCUGGUCUGAGCUGUGAUGAGGAGGGGAUUGAACAGCGGUGGAGCAGCAGACGGAGACAGUGAAAGCUAAGCUUAUCUCAGCGACCAACGGUGGUCAACGGCCACAGGCUCGACCACUAACACAGAGGCUGCUCGUUGCAGUGAGUCAGUAUCAUGGAGGCAGGCAGCGGGGCUGCCGCAGCGGUGGGGAGUGCAGCGCUAGGACUGCUGGGAGCCGCAGCCACGUCCAACCAUGACAUCUUGGACAGGGGUCUAAGGCCUGGACGUCACCUGGAGGACGACGAUAUUGUGCCUGAGCUGGCUUACAUUCACCCAAGAGAGAGACCAGACUGGGAGGAGACCAUCAGUGCCAUGGCGAGGAGUGCAGAGAUACCCGAGCUGAGGGCUGAGCCGCUCAUGCGCUCCUGCAGCAGCAGCACGGCCAGCAUGAAGGUCAAGAAUGUCAAGAAACUCAACUUCACUAAAGGACACUUCCCAAAGCUGGCGGAGUGCGCUCACUUCCACUAUGAAAACGUCGACUUUGGAACAAUUCAGCUCACCCUUGGGGAUGAACAGUGUGAAGUGACGCGGAACGGCUAUGAGUCAAAGGAGCUGGUGUACCUGGUUCACAUUUACUGCCAGGGUCGGAGUUGGAUCGUAAAGCGCAGCUAUGAGGAUUUCCGAGUCCUGGACAAACACCUGCACCUCUGCAUCUAUGACCGACGCUUCUCCCAGCUGCCUGAGCUCCCUCGAUUGGACAGUCUGACUGAUCAGUCUGAGUCAGUUUCCCAGAUGUUGUUGGCUUACCUCUCCCGGUUCUCGGCCAUCGCUGACAACAAGAUCAACUGUGGGCCGGCCCUCACGUGGAUGGAGGUCGACAAUAAGGGGAAUCAUCUGUUGGUCCACGAAGAGUCGUCAAUCAAUGUGCCAGCCAUCGCUGCUGCACACGUCAUCAAGCGCUACAUCGCCCAGGCCUCAGACGAGCUGUCCUUUGAGGUUGGAGACAUUGUGUCUGUGAUUGACAUGCCCCCUAAAGAAGACACCACAUGGUGGAGGGGCAAACAUGGCUUCCAGGUUGGCUUCUUUCCCAGUGAGUGUGUGGAGCUCAUAAAUGAUAAAGUGCCGCAGUCCAUGACCAACACGGUGCCAAAACCAGCCUCCCCCUGCUCUGGCCUGCAGCCCGCUUCUUGGAGUCUCUUCCCUCCCUACUUGGAGAUGGAGAGUGUAAUACAGGACAAUGCAUGGGUGGCCGACCCGCUAAACCACUACAGCAUAAGUUCAGUGUCUAAGAAGCACGGGAAGCUGAUCACCUUCUUGCGCUCCUUCAUGAAGUCCCGGCCCACCAAACAGAAGCUGAAGCAGAGAGGCAUCCUCCGGGAGAGGGUGUUCGGCUGCGACCUCGGGGAACAUCUCCUCAACUCGGGACACGAUGUGCCACAGGUCCUCAAGAGCUGCACCGAGUUCAUCGAGAAGCACGGUGUGACGGAUGGCAUCUACCGCCUCUCUGGAAUCGCCUCAAACAUCCAGAAGUUACGGCACGAGUUUGACUCAGAGCAAAUCCCCGACCUGACCAAAGAUGUUUACAUCCAGGACAUCCACUGCGUCGGCUCGCUGUGCAAGCUCUACUUCAGAGAGCUGCCCAACCCGCUGCUCACCUAUCAGCUCUACGAGAAAUUCUCUGAUGCCGUAUCAGCAGCAACGGACGAAGAACGACUCAUCAAAAUCCAUGAUGUCAUCCAGCAGCUUCCUCCGCCGCAUUACAGGACCCUGGAGUUCCUGAUGAGGCACCUCUCCCGGCUGGCAGCAUUCAGCUACAUCACCAACAUGCACAGCAAGAACCUGGCCAUCGUCUGGGCACCCAACCUGCUCAGGUCCAAACAAAUAGAAUCUGCAUGCUUCAGCGGCACAGCAGCCUUCAUGGAGGUCCGGAUCCAGUCUGUGGUGGUGGAGUUUAUCCUGAACCAUGUGGAUGUUCUGUUCAGCACCAAGCUGAGCACACUGAUACGGGAGGGAGCAGGUCACAACUCGCUGUCACGGCCCAAAUCCCUGCUGGUUUCGUCUCCCUCCACCAAACUUCUGACUCUGGAGGAGGCCCAGGCCCGAACCCAGGCCCAGAUCAACUCUCCAGUCACUGAAGAUAGCAAGUACAUCGAGGUGGGAGAGGGUCCGGCUGCUCUGCAAGGAAAGUUUCACACUGUCAUCGAAUUUCCCACCGAAAGGAAGAGACCUCCUAUCAAAUCGAAGAAGUCUCCUGUGGGGAGUUGGCGUUCUUUUUUCAACCUGGGAAAGUCUUCCUCCAUGUCCAAACGCAAGCUGACCCGGAACCCCAGUGAGCCCAACGAGCUGAAGGCCAUGGCUCUGGCUGGGGGAAGAGGAGACACAGCAACACUGAGAUCAGCUAAGAGUGAAGAGUCACUGAGCUCGCUGCACAAUGUUGAAGGAGAGUCCAAGGUGUACCGUCCUCGGCGUCCACGCUCCAGCAGUGAUGCACUGUCAGCCUCUUUUAACGGCGAUCUGCUGGACAGUCGGCAGCACUGCAACUCUUACGACAACCUGGAAGCCACCGAGGACAGUGAUGGAGACGAUGGGCCAAUCUGUGUGCCUGCCCUCAUCUCACCUCCACGCUCAGCAGGUGAAGAUGUGGACCUCAGCCCGCCUGACAUCGGCAUGGCCUCCCUGGACUUUGACCCAAUGUCUUUCCAGUGCAGUCUCCCUGACACCUCGUACGCCUUCCCUCUGGAUGACUCUCCGGCUGGGGCUGAGGGCUCCACAAUAAAGAGAAGUCCAGGCAGCAAGACCAACGGCUCUGACCUCAUAUCUGCCACCUUUCUGGGCAGUUUGGCCUCGCCCUUACUGUCCACAGACUUCAGCCGCGGCGAGAAGCUGGAGAACAAGAAACUGACCACUUCUUUCUCUUACACUGAUAAACCCACACAGGCUGUGUCACCCAUCAAAUGUGCAAAGACCACUAGUCUGACACCUUUUGUCACUUCAGAGCUUUUCUCUGCAGAGAAGCCCGACAAGAACACAACUGCACAGAGCAUCUCUCCUCGGCCGUUAUCUCCUCCUUCAGCAGCCAAAGACUCUCCUCCGCUGAUGGGCAGUGUGCUGCUGAGGGCAACUGAGCCUUCGCUCAGUGAAGCUUUCCAAAUGGAGCUGCACUCUAAGCUGGCAGCCUUUGACAGUGCGGACAGUCAGGACCUGAAAGGAGACGACAGCGUACAGCAGGAGUCAGCUGCCAGCAGCCAAGGACAUCAAGGAGUCGUAGCUCUGGACUCUUCAAAGGAUCUCACCCCUCGUUUCCUCAGCUCUUCAGCUCCCUCCACUGCCCCUCCUCCUCCCCCUCCUAAAAACGCUGCCCGCAUGUUGGCCCUGGCCCUGGCCGAGUCUGCCCAGCAGGUCUCCGUUCAGUCUCAGUCCCGGUCCUCUGAGCCCCCCACACCGGUGUCUCCUCUGCAGCUGCAGGAGGAGUCUGACCUCCAGGACUCCACGCGUCCACCACUCCGACAUUUCCAAACUUCUUCAGAAGAAGGAGCAGAGAAGGGAAGUUCUCAGCCUCCGAACAACACCGCUCCGACUGUCACCACAACCUCAUCGUAUCCCUCCACUUCCAGUCCUACAAACAAGCCUCAGCUUCAUGAGUCAACCAGCACAGUAACCAAACCAUCAGACAGUGCCAAAUCCUCCACAACUCCACCCGGUCCAAAGCCAGUAACAGACUCCAGCCCACCUGACACUCCUUUUUACAAGUGUGCCCCUCUAUCUAGUUCAACCAGCCUGACCUCUCCAACGAGGAAGAGUCCAGAGAGGCAGCAGUCUGUCCCAGUACAGGUCCCAGUCCACACCAGCUCCUCCAGCAACACUCCAGCCAUCACCCCCAGUACCUGCAAAGACUCUGCAGUUUCACCACAGCCUGUCCCCGAGGUAAAACCAGCUGAGACUGCACCUCCUGUGGUCCUUCCCAAACCAUCCGAACAGCAUCCUCCAACAAUCAAAAAGCCCAAAAGACACGCAGUCUCGCUGCCCCAGCAUCAAACACAAACUCAGCAGCAGAGCCAGGCUCAGAUUCAGCCUCAUCUCCAGACACAGCCACAUACACCAUCACAGCCUCAUCUCCAGACACAGCCACAUACACCAUCACAGCCUCACACACAGCCUCAGACACCAGGCCAACCCAUAACCCACCCUCAGCUCCCCUCCAAGGCCAGCGCCAGAGUGGCCCCCACCUCAGCUGAGCCUGCGGAGAAGCCCUGGGAGGCCAUAAAGCCGGUUCAGCCCUGCACUGAGCCUGUUAAGUACCAGGAUGUGUACGGACCUCCGGCUCCUCCUGUCCGCACCAUCGAGAGCAAACUGGCCACAGCAGCUCUCAGCCAUACUGAAGCCUCCUACCAUGUCCUCGCUGAGGCUCCUGCUCCUGCACACCUGGAGGAAGCUCUGCCUCAUCAUCCUCUGUCUCCUCGUAAAGCUUCCACACACCAGCCGGCCUACCUGUACCACACUAAAGCAGAACCAGUGAUGGUUGAACCUGCAGGAGCUGCGUACUACCACCAGAGGCCUGUUCCUGUGGGCCCUCAGUCCAUGCCGCACCACUACCGGCCUGACAGUGUCCCUCCACACCUCUCCUUUGUUUCCAAAUCUGAGCCUCAGAUCCCUUACAGUGCCCGAGUUGACAACAGAUACAGCACUUUGGGCCCUCGGUCCUACCAUCACUCCAUAAAGUCCAGAGGGAACCCCCGCAGUGUGUAUGUGACCCCAGGACCUGGGCAUCCAGUUUACAGCCACGACAGACCACAAGGCUACCCCACCAUCCGCAGAGUGCACUCCCUCCACGUUCCCUCUACGAUACGCUCUGUGCCCAUUCAGCGCACUGAAGUCCCCCCAGACGACGACAUGUUCUUCUACCAUCGGCCGGUCUAUCCGUGCAAAGCCUACCAGCAACCCCCGCCUCAGCAGUCCUCACAGGCUGAUUACCACGUCACCCAGCUACAGCCUUACUUUGAGAAUGGCCGGGUUCAAUACCGCUACAGUCCGUACUCUGGUUCAGCCCCUUUAGAGGCGCCUUUCUAUGACAUCGACCCGUACGGCACGAUCCGAGUCCGCCACGUCCACACCUACAGCCGAGAUCCUGGAGCCACUACUGGACGACCAGGUGGAAAGGCGUCCGGGUACCACUACCUCGCUCGCCAUGUUCUGCCCCCUGGAAAGGAGCACAGCUUUGUGAGCAGAGACAUGCCGCCUGGACACGGCAGCAAGGAGGCUCCAGCGUACCUCUCCUGGGAUCCAGAGGAGUCAGAGAGGCUCCGCAUGCACUCCAUCCGAAGGGAGAGUCGGGCCCGUCAGAAGAUUAAAGGCCCUGUCCUUUCUCAGUACGACAACGUGGGCCUGUAUGCACCAGCAGAAAUACCAGGCUAUGAAACGCUGCACCUGCGCAGUAAGUCUGACCCGGGAAAAGCUGUGCUGGCUGCAGCUGAGAGCAAAGAUGGGCGCUACCUCCCCAGACAUAUGAUGCCAGACCCUGACGUCCUUCUGUACAUGGAAACUGACAAGCACGUCCAGGGAGACAAGCAAGACGGACUCAUCAAGCAAAGCACUUCCAAGAAAUGUCAGUCCUCUCACUCCCUUCCUGCUACUCUGAGCCACGGUGUCCCCCACCAGCAGGAGAGCAGCCGACACGAGGCCAAGCCUGCAGACGACAAGCAGGGCACAGACGGCAGCAGGUCCAAACACUGGCAGCAAGAGUAUACCAACAAGAGGAGCUUCACACCGCGAUACGAGUGUCCUGAUUCUGACCACAAAGGGAAGGGUGGAUACCACAGUACAGAUGAGCAGCCCACAGCCCCCAGAGAACCACCAGCCCGCUCCAAACCUGAGAGAUCCCACAGCGUGAGAGAGCCGCAGCAUUACAGCCAACCUGAGCCCGACAGAGACUACCCAUAUCAAAAACACAGCACCACAGCAGCUCAGUCCCACUACGAUAACCUGGACGAUUACCACCCAGCGCCUCAGCCUCAGCCUCAGCCUCAGCCUCAGCCUCAGGUCCAGGUCCACAAACGAGGAGGCUCCGGUUCAUACCCGACCCCCGGGUUCUCGGUGAGCCACAACAACAGAGCGUACUCCACCGCGCUGGGCCAGGGAGCCUACAUCCAGACUGACCUGGCCCUGCCCCGGCCAGAGACAGAGAUACGUACUGAAUGAAGCAUUUAACGAGUGAAAGGAUCUUUAGCUGUGUAGAAAAUGACUCUGAUGAGCUUCGGUGGAGCAGCCUCUGCAGGACAGCGGACUGUCGCAGCACCAAUAUUUUUGUUCCUCUGUAUUUUUAAUGAAUUGUAAAGAAAAUUGUUGACUUUUUACAGAAAAGUCCUGAAUGUACCUGAAGUUAUUGUCCAAGAGGUCAUAUUGUUGUGAUUAAAUGAGACAGUAGCCGGUCAUAAAUGUAUAUGAUAUGAAUACUUACGGUACAUUUAACAGGAAAUGUAAAAUAUAUAUACAAAAUAUAUAUAUAUAUGAACAGAAUCACUAGAAUAAAAGGGAUUUUUAGUUGUUUUGUUUUUUAGGUGUGGCGCUGGGUAAAACUUGGGAUUAAUGUUUGCAUUUUAGAAAUGCAUGCACUCUCUAUCUCUUACAGAACAGUUCUGUGUACUCACCAUCCGUUACGGUCUUUCUGGAUGUUACAGCACAAGUUAAAGCUUAGAGAGAGAAGAUACGUGAAGGUGACUGAUCCUCUCAUGUGCACAAGAAGCAGUACGAGCGUCUGUUUGUCUGGGUGUGAGGGCUGUAAGGAGCUGAGAUGAUGAGUGAGGACUUCUUUGAUUAAUUUAGUGUUUUUUCAUUCUCUGAUUAUUUUCUGUGACUGUGCCAUUUUUAUGUAACUUUACUAUAAACACAUUUCAGUGACUUCUGAUGGGAGGUUUCGGUACUUGUUUGUUGGGACCAAAUGACUCGGCGCAGUUGUUGCACAUAACGGGAUGAAGAGGGGAAGUUAUGGAUGAAUGCCUGUUCUUUUUUAGACGUGGCUGUGUUUUUAUUUAAUUUUCAUCACAUUGACGGUACUUCCAUGAACUGGACUGACUGAAUAAAGCUGAAAUCAUCUUCCUCUCUGUCCACCUGGUGAAGCUGCUUUGGUUAAGAGCCUUAAAUUUUGUUCCUACAGAUCAUAUUUUGUUUACUGUCAUCAUCAUGAUGCACAAACAUUGUGAUGUCCACAUGUAAGAUCACUUUGAUGAUUCUUGACAGUUCAGGGUUUGAGGAGACAGAAUGGGCUUAUGUUGUUUUUUAACUCCUUGUUUUGAAAACAAUGAUGGAGGGGAUGGUUUUUUUUUAAGGUAUCUGAGACCAUUUCUUUUCAGGAUGAAAUCGAUGUGUAGUACAUCCAUCUGGUAUUAUACGACCGUCUGGCUCAGCAUAAUGUAAGGAUCACAAUAUGUUCAAAUCUGUCUAAAUCCAGGUUGUACUCUGUAACUGUUGACUUCUAUAUCGCUUGCAGGUUUUGCUCCUCUUGCCUUAUCCAGAGCCUCUUCCUUUUCAGACGGGGCGAUGAUUUAAGGCACUGUGUACUUGAAUGUGAAAACACUCUUGUCUCAAUCUAGAGGUAUCUAAAGUUAGAUAUGAAUUAAAUAAAAUUGUUCAGGAAUAGAUCAAA